Messenger RNA from Phyllostomus discolor (pale spear-nosed bat), 1354 nucleotides. It is a transcript of the gene DMRTC2, whose product is annotated as DMRT like family C2. Gene Ontology annotation, biological process: regulation of DNA-templated transcription. The record is from RefSeq and is a predicted model, not a curated record. The coding region runs from base 1 to 1113 and encodes 370 amino acids. The transcript is spliced from 8 exons. Gene Ontology annotation, molecular function: sequence-specific DNA binding. Lineage: Eukaryota; Metazoa; Chordata; Mammalia; Chiroptera; Phyllostomidae. Gene Ontology annotation, cellular component: nucleus.
AUGGAACGUGAGGAAAUGCUUGCCGUCCACCGCUGCCCCUCAGACUCUGCCCCAGGGGGCGCGACCAGAGUCCCCCAGGGCACCGAGCUUAUCCCGAAGAGAGCUGUCGGUCGCUCUCCCACUUGCGCCCGCUGCCGCAACCACGGCGUCACCGCCCACCUCAAGGGCCACAAGCGCCUCUGCCUCUUUCAGGCUUGCGAGUGUCACAAAUGCAUCCUCAUCUUGGAGCGCCGAAGGGUCAUGGCUGCCCAGGUGGCCUUGCGUAGGCAACAGGAGUCACAGCUAAAGAGGCACCUGGCUCACAGACUGAUGAGGGACAUGGCUUCUCCCAAAGCUCACAGCCGCAUCAAGAAGGGAGCCAGGCGACCAGGGGUCUUCCCGGGAAAGGAGAACUUAGCGCCCCAGCCUCAGACCCUCCGUGGGGCACUCCCACUGGCCCUGACACCCCCUGGGAAGAAUUCCCAGGGGCCUCUGAUGCUCAGCCAUCCCCCAGAAGCCUUGCCUUUGCCCUGCACUCCAGUGCCCCCAGGUGCUUGGACCCACGGACACUGGCUGCCUCCAGGCCUUCCCAUGCCACCCCCAGUGGUGUGCUGCUUGCUAUGCCAAAAACCUGCUGUCCCUCUGCAUCCCUUUCCUGGCUUUGACCCUGUCACCUCCCUCUGGCUGCCCACUUAUGGGCCCCUCCCAACCUGCCCAGGAUCUCACCCAAUACUGACGGCUCCCCUUUCUGAAGAAUCUGAAGGGCCCUCUGUCCUGCCCCGAACAUGCUCAACUUUGAUACUUCAGCCCUGUGGCACCCCAGACCCUCUUCUGCUACCACCACAGACCUCCAGAGCCUCUCGCCUGGCCUGGACCUCUGUCCCCUCAGAGCAGCAGCUACAGCAGGAAGCAGCUGAGGCUCUUGUGGGGCUGAAAGAUUCAUCCCAGGCUCCCCGCCUGACCCCUUCAGUCCCUCCCAGCUCUGCUUGGAUCUCACUGCUCCAUCCCUGUGGCCCACCAGGUCCUACUGGAGGAAGAGGAUUCCAGCCUGUUGGCCCCUCUCUCCGACCCAGCCCAGGCCCCUCUGUGGCUCUGCAUAUUGGGCAUCUGGGUUCCAUCUCCCUCCUAAGCUAGAAGCCAAAAGGUGGGGGCCUCAGUGGGGCAGGGUGCAACAACCUGCAGGCACUGCAUAUUUGGUAUUUUGUUUAUGAAUUUAUGCAUGAAAUUUAAUGUACUACAAGCUGAAGGCUUUUUUCAAGCCUUCAGGUGCUUUGUUAGCUUUUGGUUCUUUUUGUAGCAUACACAUUUCCUUGGCCCACGAUGGAUAGUCUCUAACCCCCUUGGGUCUUGGGACCUUUUUAAUAUCCCAACAAAG